Arabis nemorensis is the source of this 1806-nucleotide messenger RNA. The record is from the annotation of a GenBank genome assembly. Lineage: Eukaryota; Viridiplantae; Streptophyta; Magnoliopsida; Brassicales; Brassicaceae.
AUGGUUGCGGCGAGUCCCGGUGGCUCGAUGAAGAACUUAACCACCCAAAUCCUAACCGGAAGAUGGUUCAUGUUCUUUGCGAGUCUCUUGAUCAUGUCCACGGCUGGAGCCACUUACAUGUUCGGUAUUUACUCAGCCGAUAUCAAGAGAACCUUAGGCUACGACCAAACCACUCUUAACCUCCUCAGUUUCUUCAAAGAUCUUGGAGCCAACGUUGGAGUCCUCGCUGGUCUAAUCAACGAGGUGACUCCACCUUGGUUCGUACUAUCGAUUGGAGCCAUACUUAACUUCUUUGGUUACUUCAUGAUUUGGCUCGCCGUUACAGAACGGAUCUCGAAGCCUCAAGUUUGGCACAUGUGUCUCUACAUCUGUGUCGGAGCCAACUCGCAGUCAUUUGCUAAUACCGGAGCCCUCGUCACGUGCGUUAAGAACUUCCCGGAGUCACGUGGAACAAUCUUGGGGAUUCUCAAGGGUUAUGUUGGUCUUAGUGGCGCCAUUAUUACACAGCUCUUCCAUGCUUUUUAUGGUGACGACACCAAAUCUCUCAUCUUGUUGAUCGGUUGGUUACCGGCAGCAGUAUCGUUUGCGUUCUUGAGGACGAUAAGGUUGAUGAAAGUUGUGAGGCAAAAAGAUGAGCUAAAGGUGCUCUAUAACUUCCUAUACAUAUCUCUCGGGCUCGCUACGUUUCUCAUGGUGGUCAUUAUCAUCGACAAACUCUCCGGCUUUACAAAGAGCGAGUAUGGAGGUAGCGCAUCAGUAGUGAUCAUCUUGCUUCUUUUGCCGAUCAUGAUCGUAGUUUUGGAAGAGAGGAAGCUUUGGACGGUGAAACAAGUCGCCUUAAACGAUCCUGCACCGAUCAGAAUCGUCACCGAGAAACCCAUCUUAGAUUCAUCAUCAGAGGACCGAGACGAUGAUAAAGAGUCCAAGAAGGAUGAGGAGAAGGUGAAAACGGCGUCGUGUUGGACGACUAUGUUUAGUCCACCGGAAAGAGGAGAUGACUACACGAUCUUGCAAGCGUUGUUCAGUGUAGACAUGUUGAUAUUGUUCUUAGCGACGAUAUGUGGUGUGGGAGGGACUUUGACGGCGAUAGAUAACUUGGGACAAAUCGGAGGCUCGUUGGGUUAUCCAAAGAAAAGCGUAAGCACAUUUGUGUCACUCGUAAGCAUAUGGAAUUACUUCGGUCGUGUGGUUUCAGGUGUGGUCUCGGAGAUCUUCUUGAUCAAAUACAAAUUCCCAAGACCUCUAAUGCUCACAUUGAUCCUCCUCUUUUCGUGCGCGGGUCACCUCCUCAUCGCUUUUAAUAUCCCCGGUGGACUCUACGUAGCCUCGGUCAUCAUAGGGUUUUGUUUUGGUGCGCAAUGGCCGCUUCUAUUUGCUAUAAUCUCCGAGAUUUUUGGACUUAAGUACUACUCGACGUUGUAUAAUUUUGGCUCGGUCGCGAGCCCCAUCGGGUCCUAUUUGCUAAACGUUCGGGUCGCCGGGUAUUUGUACGACGUGGAGGCGGAAAAGCAAUAUAAGGCAUUAGGGAAAACGAGAGAGGAAGGGAGAGAUUUGAAUUGCAUAGGCACGGCUUGUUUUAAGUUGUCUUUUAUCAUUAUUACCGCGGUAACUUUGUUUGGUGCAUUGGUCUCGUUGGUUUUGGUGAUCCGGACCAAGAAGUUUUACAAGAGUGACAUCUACAAAAAGUUUAGAGAAAAAGCCUUGGCCGCCGAGAUGGAGAUGGCAGCCCCAACUCCGGCUAAAUCUACGGUGGCGGAGGAAGAGAAGGAUGAUGUUAAAGGCAAAGUAAUAGGCAAAGGAGGGUAA